Vespa velutina is the source of this 8849-nucleotide messenger RNA. RefSeq names its product multidrug resistance-associated protein 1 (gene MRP). Gene Ontology annotation, biological process: transmembrane transport. The record is from RefSeq and is a predicted model, not a curated record. Lineage: Eukaryota; Metazoa; Arthropoda; Insecta; Hymenoptera; Vespidae. The transcript has 24 exons. Gene Ontology annotation, cellular component: membrane. Gene Ontology annotation, molecular function: ATP binding; ATP hydrolysis activity; ABC-type transporter activity. The coding region runs from base 267 to 4898 and encodes 1543 amino acids.
UUUAAAGUUUCAGUCAACGGUUCGACGCAGAGUUCAGUUAGCCUGAACGCAAUCCCUUGCAGUCUCUAUUUGCCCGUUAAUGGGUAAUGUUGUUUCAAGUGUUAUUCGUAGUUUUGUGAUUUAUUCAGACAAUUAACCAGGAAAGGUUUGAUUUACUGAGUAUAGCCGUAGACGGACAUAAUAAAUUACAUCUUGUGCUUUAGGUCCUUGAAAAUACUCAUACCACAUAUACAAGGAAAGAUCAGUGAAAGAUUAAAUGUAUCGAUAUGAAAAAUCAAACUAUGGAUCAAUUUUGCGGAUCCAAAUUUUGGGAUACUGAUUUAUCAUGGAAUACAGAUGAUCCAGAUCUGACAGAAUGCUUUCAAAAAACUGUAUUAAUAUGGGUACCAUGUGUGUUUCUUUGGUCUUUUUCUGUUAUGGAAGCUUAUUAUAUGUUGAAUAGUAGAAGAAAAAAUAUUCCGUACACAUGGUUAUAUAUUUCUAAACAAGUACUUACAACAAUAUUAAUUGUACUUACCAUUGUUGAUUUAGGAAGAGCUAUAUACAAAAGUUAUUAUGAGGCUGUAUACAAUGUAGAUUACUAUACUCCCUUUGUAAAGAUCAUUACUUUUAUCCUAGCAGGAAUUUUACUAUUCUAUAAUAAAAAGUAUGGAAUGCGUACAUCAGGAUUACUAUUUUUGUUUUGGUUUUUGCUUGUAUUAUGCGGAAUUGUGCAAUUCAGAACUUUAUUAAGGCAAAAUUCAAAUGAAAAACCAACGUACCUGUUUGUAUCAUAUAUGAUCUAUUACAGUUUAGUAAUAUCAAUGUUCCUAUUAAAUUUCAUUGUUGAUGCAGAGCCUAAAUAUUCGGAAUAUCCAUUGAUGGAAAGACCGUGUCCAGAACAAAAUUCAUCUUUUCCAUCAAGACUUUCUUUUGCGUGGUUUGAUGCUCUGGCAUGGAAAGGUUUUAAAAAGCCUUUGGAAUCUACAGAUUUAUGGUCUAUGAAUCCUGAAGAUACGGCUUCUGAAAUUGUUCCAAAAUUUGAUAGGCAUUGGAGUAAAACUUCAAAAAAAGGAGAUAAGCUAUUUUGGUCUUACUUUAGUGUACAAAAUGCAAAAGCAUCAUUUAGAAAAUCAUCUGGUCAAGUUGAUUUUGAUAAUGAUCGUAAGAAAAAAGUUUCUUCUAUUUUACCAGCACUUUGUAAAGCUUUUGGUGCCACUUUUUUAUUUGGUGCAGUACUUAAACUUAUACAAGAUAUUAUGACUUUUAUUAGCCCACAAUUAUUAAAAUUACUUAUUAGAUUUGUAAGCGGUGGCGAACCAUUGUGGAAAGGCUAUUUUUAUGCAAUUUUACUCUUAAUUACAGCUACACUUCAAACUCUAGUAUUAUCACAGUACUUUCAUCGUAUGUUUUUAGUUGGAUUACGUAUACGAACUGCACUGAUAACAGCUAUUUAUAGAAAAGCAUUGAGAAUGUCAAAUUCUGCCAGAAAAGAAUCAACACUGGGUGAAAUAGUAAAUUUAAUGUCCGUUGAUGCACAAAGGUUCAUGGAUUUGACAGCAUAUAUAAAUAUGAUUUGGUCUGCGCCAUUACAAAUUAUUUUAGCACUAACCUUUUUAUGGGAGAAAUUAGGUCCAGCUGUACUUGCUGGAUUAGCUGUUAUGAUUGUUCUUAUUCCUAUAAAUGCAUUAAUUGCAAAUAAAGUAAAAACAUUACAAAUUCGGCAAAUGAAAGACAAAGAUGAGAGAGUUAAAUUAAUGAAUGAGGUUCUUAAUGGAAUAAAAGUAUUAAAAUUAUAUGCUUGGGAGCCAUCUUUUGAAGAACAAAUACUACGCAUUAGAAGGAAAGAAAUACAAGUAUUAAAAGAAGCAGCAUAUCUAAACGCAGGAACAAGUUUUAUUUGGUCUUGUGCGCCAUUUUUGGUUUCAUUGGUAUCCUUCGCUACUUAUGUACUUAUAGACAAAAAUAAUGUCUUGGAUAGUGAGACUGCAUUUGUUUCACUUAGUUUAUUCAAUAUUUUACGAUUUCCUCUUUCUAUGUUACCAAUGAUGAUAGGUAAUAUAGUUCAGGCUUAUGUUUCCAUUAAACGUAUCAACAAUUUCAUGAACACAGAGGAACUUGAUCCUAAUAAUGUACAUCAUGAUCAAUCUGAAUUACAUCCAUUAAUUAUUGAGAAUGGCAGUUUUGCUUGGGAUAUGGAAAGUAGUGAUAAACCAACCUUAAAAAAUAUCAAUAUGAAUAUAGAACAAGGCCAGUUAGUAGCAGUAGUUGGAUCAGUUGGAUCUGGAAAGAGUUCUUUAAUAUCAGCUUUUCUUGGGGAAAUGGAAAAAUUAAAUGGUCGUGUUAAUACAAAAGGUUCUAUUGCAUAUGUUUCUCAACAAGCCUGGAUACAAAAUGCAACUUUGCAAGAUAACGUUUUGUUCGGAAAACCUUUAAACAAAGCUUUAUAUAAUCGAGUUAUAGAUGCAUGUAUGUUAGGUCCAGAUCUUCAAAUGUUACCUGCAGGAGAUCAAACAGAAAUUGGUGAAAAGGGUAUAAACUUAUCUGGAGGUCAAAAACAAAGAGUUGCUUUAGCCAGAGCAGUAUAUAAUGAAUCAGAUAUAUAUUUCUUGGAUGAUCCUUUAAGUGCUGUAGAUGCUCAUGUGGGAAAACAUAUUUUUGAAAAUGUGGUAGGCCCUAGUGGUCUGUUAAAGAAAAAGACAAGGGUACACAUUACACAUGACAUUGUCUAUCUACCUGAGGUUGACAAUAUCUUUGUUCUUAAAGAUGGUGAAAUAACAGAAAGUGGAACUUACAAACAGCUUAUGGACAAAAGGGGUGCUUUUGCUGAAUUUCUAAUGCAACAUUUACAAGAAGUUGGAAAUCUGCACACUGAUGAUGGUUCGGAUCCAGAUUUACAUGAAAUUAAGCAGCAAUUGGAAUCAAAAAUGGGUACACAAGAAUUACAAGAAAAAUUAACACGUGCUAGGUCAAGAAUUUCAGAAAGUCAAAGUGAAUCAGGCUCUAUAACUGAUAGAAGAUCAUUAAAUGGUUCUUUGAAAAGGCAAUAUUCUACAGAAAGUCAGCAGUCUGGAAACUAUUUAACUGGAAAUAAUAUAAAGGAAAAAGGUGUAUUACAGCCAAAGAUAGGUGAAAAAUUAAUUGAAGUAGAGAAGGCUGAAACUGGCAGUGUAAAAUGGAAAGUGUAUUCUCACUAUUUAAAAUCUAUUGGAUGGUUCCUAUCUAUAUCUACAAUAGUUAUGAAUGCUGUUUUCCAAUCAUUCAGUAUUGGAUCAAAUAUUUGGCUGAGUGCAUGGUCAAAUGAUAAUAUGACUUCUGCGGAUGGUAAAUCCAUAAAUGAUGAAGCAAAACGAGACAUGUAUCUUGGAGUAUAUGGAGCUCUUGGUCUUGGACAAGCGAUGGCGAGUUUUUUCUGCGAUUUGGCACCUCAGCUGGGUUGCUGGCUGGCUGCUCGCCAGAUGCACAUAAUGAUGCUGCGUGCUGUGAUGCGUGCUCCAUUGACCUUCUUUGAUACAACACCUACUGGUCGUAUUAUCUCCAGGUUUGCUAAAGAUGUCGACGUACUGGAUACAUCUCUUCCCCCACAAAUUUCUGAUAGCAUCUAUUGUCUUUUCGAGGUAAUAGCAACUCUCUUCGUUAUCAGCUUCAGUACUCCAGAAUUUGUUUCUGUGAUCAUACCAAUAGGAUUAAUUUAUUACUUCAUACAGCGCUUCUAUGUCGCUACUUCGCGACAAUUGAAACGUUUGGAAUCUAUAUCAAGAUCUCCUAUAUAUUCACAUUUUAGUGAAUCUGUAACUGGAGCUCAAACGAUUAGAGCAUUUGGUGUCCAGGAUAGAUUUAUACAUGAAUCAGAAAGCAAAGUAGAUUUUAAUCAAGUUUGUUAUUAUCCUGGUAUAAUUGCAAAUAGAUGGCUUGCAAUACGGUUGGAGAUGGUUGGAAAUUUAAUUAUAUUCUUUGCUGCAUUAUUUGUUGUAUUAGGAAGGAAUACUAUUAGUGCCGGUAUCGUUGGAUUAUCCGUCAGUUAUGCUUUACAGAUUACACAAACUUUAAAUUGGCUUGUACGUAUGACUUCUGAUGUAGAAACAAAUAUUGUAGCAGUAGAGAGAAUAAAAGAAUAUGGUGAAACUCCUCAAGAAGCACCUUGGGUAAAUCCAGAGAAUGUUCCUCCAAAAGAAUGGCCUGCAGAUGGUUAUGUUGAAUUUAAGGAUUACAAAGUCCGUUAUAGAGAAGGAUUAGAUCUUAUUCUCCAUGGUUUAACAUUUUCUGUUAAGGGAGGAGAAAAAGUCGGCAUUGUUGGUAGAACUGGUGCUGGCAAAUCUUCCUUAACAUUAUCUUUAUUUAGAAUACUUGAAGCAGCAAGUGGCAAAAUCAUUAUUGAUGGUAUUGAUAUUGCUACUUUAGGUCUUCAUGAUCUUAGAACUAAAUUAACAAUAAUACCACAAGAUCCAGUAUUAUUUUCGGGAACUUUAAGAAUGAAUUUAGAUCCUUUCGAUCAACAUACAGAUGAUGAAGUAUGGAGAGCAUUGGAGCGCGCUCAUCUUAAAUCUUUUGUUCAAAAUUUAUUCAAUGGUUUGCUUCAUGAAGUAUCUGAAGGAGGUGAUAAUCUCAGUGUGGGCCAACGACAACUGAUAUGUCUAGCACGAGCCCUUCUUCGUAAAACCAAAGUUCUCGUAUUAGAUGAAGCAACAGCUGCAGUUGAUUUAGAAACUGAUGAUUUAAUUCAAAGAACAAUUAGGGAAGACUUUAAGGAUUGCACAGUUUUAACAAUAGCACAUAGGCUUAAUACAAUUCUUGACUCUGAUAAAGUUAUUCUACUAGAUAAAGGACUCAUUAUUGAAUAUGAUUCCCCCGAGGUGCUACUUCGAAAUUCAUCCAGUGCAUUUUAUAGUAUGGCAAAAGAUGCAGGGCUGGUAGCUUAAUAAUUACAUAUACAUCACAAUAAUUUGAUAGACUAUCAAACAAAUAAAACAGAGGUUUUAUUAAAUAAAUCCUCCAAUCAAAGAAAGAAAAUGCAUUGAUAAAAAGCUGUGAACAAAUUAUAAUCAUUAUAAUUUACACUAUACUAUUAUCUAUAUAUAGAUACGUUCAAAAUAUUUUUUAAGGGAAAUUUAAUAUCAUACUUAAUCAAUGUCAAGCACAGCUUAAUUUUUUAAAUAGUUUAGAUACAUGUUUGUUAUUUAAAAUUACUGCCAUUUUUAGUAGUGCAUGAUGCACUUAAUGGAAAAAAAUCUACUUAUAGAAACAAUUAUUGCUACAACAUUUUUCCUAUUUUAGCACAAAAGAUAAUUAUUUCUAGAAUUAAUAUUAUUUAUUAUUUAUGUGUUUACCAAUUUUUUUUUGCAGCUAAUUUCUAAGAAAGGUUUCAACAUUGAAUUUGAAGCAGAAUUAAUUCCGCCAACAUACGUAAAUAAUAUAAAAUUCUGUUAUGUAAAUUAAAGUUCAUCUGUCAAAUUACUUAUAUAAAAAAAAAAAAAAAAAGAAAAAAAAAGUUAUAAUAAGAAAAAGAAUAAUAUUUCGAUAGCAAAAAUUUCAUUUCUAAUUUAUUAUUCUUGCAAAUUGAUAAAUUUUAUACAGUAUCUAACAGAUUUUACAUUUAUAACAAUUGUAAUUUAUCAACAAGCAACAUAUAGCAUGCUUAGUUUCAUGUGAUCGUAAGAAGUUUAAUUUGUUAUUAUUACUAAUAUAAAAGAAAAAAAAAAAAUAUAUAUAUAUAUAUAUAUAUACAUAUAUAUAUAUACAUAUAUAUGAUAUUAGGAUCGAUACCAAUAUAAUUCUCUUAUAACUAUACUUUUGUGGCAAAUAAACUUUAAUUUACUAACGAAUUUUGUCUAUGCAAACAGUGAUAGUUCAUAUUUGCACUUAUAAAUUGAUUAACUAUUUUCUUUUAUACUAUAUUUUGUGUGAUUGAUAAAUGAUGAAUGCUUUGCAUAUAUUUACUAUUAAAUCCAUCCAGUGCCACAUUCUAUCAAAACUAUUCAAAUAUUAGCAAUAAAUGAAUAAACUAAAAUACUUUGUUAUAUGUGCAGUUCAAGUUUAAAAGUGUGGCAUUGGAAGGAUAUAAAACUACAACAAUGCAAAACAAAAUGUUUAUUUUCUUGUAAGCCUGUGAAAUUAUUGAAAAAAAAAACCCUGUAUGUGCGUUAAAUUUUGUAGAUUAAAUUUAUACAUUUCUUUAUUGCAGAAUAAUUUACGUAUUAUUUACUAUAUAGCAUUUAUGUACGAGAUUAGAUAUAACAAACAUUACAAUGCAUUUAAAAUACCUCAAAUAACAUUCUUUAAACUAUAAGUGAAUUAGAGGGAUUAGAAUCGAAUUAAUUUUUAACAUUAUUUCAAUAAAUAUAAAAUAGUUCUUUCUAUGUUUGAUACAAAUUUUUAAUGCAAUUAUUGUUAACAAAUUUAAUGAAUUUAUUAAAUCAAUUAAAUCAAUAUUUAUUGAAUGAAUAUUAUUAAAGAAAUAUUUAUUAUAAUUUUAUUAUAUCCCCUACUUCCAUAAACAUUGGAAUUGUAAUUAUAUAUUAUUCUUUUGUGGCAAACUCUCACAUUAACAAGUUUAUUAUACAUUUUAUGUAUACAUGUGUGUAUAUAUAUAUAUAUAUAUAUAUAUACAUAUACAUACAUACACAUACACACAUACAUGUAAUGUAACGUGAUAAUAUUUUUUAUUAUACAACAAUUCCUUUUUACAUAACAUUAACAUAAAAAAAAAGUCAAUUUAUUGCAAAGUAUAGUUCUACGUAUAAUAAAUUCUGCCUUAAAGUAAUGUAUAAACGUGAUUAUAGUUAUCUUCCUCAUGAUUUAAAAUAAGAUUAUAAUUAUAAGGAAUUAGAUGUAACAUAAAAAAAAAAAAAUCACAUCUGAAUUUGUUACCGAACAGAACGGGUAAAGACCGUAGUGAUUAACUUUAUUUAUGGUUUAUUCAAGAAAUGAACAUAACUUGCCACAAUGUUAAAUCUAUGCUCGAACUCGAAGCACAGACUGUGAUGUUGCAUUAUAUUUUAUUGAAACCUCUGUUAUGUGAAUAGAUAAAAUCAUUUUCAGAAUAUUUAUUUUCAAUUUCUAUAUUAUGAGUCAUAUAUACCGUGAACUUUACAUUACAUAUACCUUGUGCAAGCAGCAAAAAAAAAAAUCUUCAUAAAUGGAUCAAUUUGUUUAACGAUAUUGAUAAUUAUCAUGAUGAUAAUAAUAAUAACGAUGAUGAUAAUAAUGUAAUAGGAAGUUACAUAUUCAAAUAGUUGUAACAAGGAAAUACGAAUAUCAAUUUAACUUAUACGUUAUGAGAAAUAAUGCAUUGAUUAUGCAGUUUUGAAAUAGCAGGCCUAGUCUACCUUAAUCAUUCGAUAAAUAUGUAUAUAAAACUCAGGAUGAAAGUACUUUAUUUACAAUGUAUUGUUACAGGAAAGAUAAAACACACACAUACACACACACACACACAUACAUACACACACAAUUUGUGUACUACUUUUUAAAAUAACAAGCACUUAUAUACUAUCUAUAAUUCUAUAUAAUAACGCGAAGAAGGAAAAAGUGCUUUCUCGUAAUAAAUAUCGUAUUAAUUAUCAACUUAUUAAUCAUCUCCUACGAAUGUGUAAUUCGUUUGAAUGAACAUAUUAUUUUUGUCUAUGUUUUGUUUAUUAAUUAAGCUAAUAAUUAUGUAAUAAUGCAUACUUACUUAUAAUAUAAAAACAAUAUAUGAAAGUAAAUGUCAGCAUUUUUAACAUAAAUUAUAAAACAAUUGUUAACACUAAUUCAAACAUUUCUUACAAUUUUUUUUUUUGCACUUACCUUCAAGGAUACGAUUAGAUUAAAUGUGCAAUUAAAUGCAAUUACAUUCAAUUUAAUCUUAAGUGCGAUUAAUCUUGUACACUAAUAUAUAUGUUACUAUAAGUAAAAUGUGUUGUGUGUAUGUAUGUGUGUAUGUGUGUGUGUGUGUGUGUUUGUGCGUGUGUGUUGUUACGUAUCAUAAAAACACACCAACAUAAAAAAAAAAAAACGCAUGACUAGUGCAUUGCACGAAAAUAUAUAUACGAUCGCGUGAUGUGUAAUUUCAAAAUUCUAUAUUUUAUGAAACAGUUAUAGUUCAUUAUAUAUAUCGUCUAAUUUCUCAUUUCAAUUUUCUCAUCUAUUAAAUAACUAACUAUUACACUAUUUUCACGUUCGAUGUAAAUUGAGAUAUAUAUAUAUGUAUGUAUGUAUGUAUGUAUGUAUGUAUGUAUGUAUGUAUAUAUAUAUAUAUAUUUAGUUCCUUGAAUUUACUUAUAAUCACAUAAUCGUAGUGAAUACAAAAAAUAGUUUAUUUUGCUUAUCUAUUCCACAUUGUAAAUUGAUACUUCAUUAAUCUUUGCAUCUUACAAUAGUUAAAAAAUAUAAUAAACCGCAUAGUAUUUGGUUUAUAAGAAAACUAUUAAUACUUUUAAUACUUCUAAAACUUAUAAGAAAUAAAGGAUUAAUAAAUUUAAUAAUUACAAUAAAUAUUUCUUUCAAUUGUCUAUAAAGGAGCCACAAAAGCAGAAAGUACAUCAUGAUUUUGAUUUAUUAAAGACAAUAAUUAUAAUUAAAUCUAAGACUGCUAACAAUUUAACAAAUUUGCAUAAUGAACACGACGCAAUUGUUUAUCAAAUACUGAAUAUUUUUUGCAAGAAUAUAUUACAAUAUAAUCGUAUAUAAAUGGAAAACAAAAUUAAGGUAAACAUUCUUUCUUAAAAAUACAUAUUUUUUGAAUAUGAAGAAAUUAUAUUUAUAGAUUUAUUUAUGUGUAUGUAUAUGUACACAUAUAUGUUUCUUGUGGAGAUAUGACUUGCAAAAUAAUAAAUAUAACAUCAAAUUUUUCUUUUUUUCUUUUUUUUUUUUUUUUUUUUUUUUUAAUAAUCUUA